AUGUUCCGCGAUGACCCGACGGCCAAGGUCUUGAUCGCUUCCCUCCUCUGCGGCGGCCAAUCCCUCAACAUCACCGCCGCCAACCGCGUCAUCCUCACAGAGCUCUGGUGGAACACGCCCGCCGAGGAGCAGGCCUUUGCCCGCGUGCACCGCUUCGGCCAAACCAAAGAGAUUCACCUCGUGCGCCUCCGGUGCCCCGGCACCCGCGACGACGACAUCCUCCAGAUGCAGGCGAGCAAGGACGCCGAGUUGAGCAGCUGCCUCAUGUCCAAGAAGUCCUCUCUCGUCGGCAGGCCCAUUGUCGACGACGAGGGCACCAUCAUCGGCAUCGAACGCCCCAAAGAGGGCGGCGCCCCCUGCGAUAUCGAUGACGAGCUCUAUAGCCUUGCGUCUGACGGGGGCGAUCCCGCCUCCGACUCGGGAGACGAAGCUUUGGGAUUCGACUAG
Molecule: messenger RNA, 447 nt
Organism: Parascedosporium putredinis
Lineage: Eukaryota; Fungi; Ascomycota; Sordariomycetes; Microascales; Microascaceae
Source: the annotation of a GenBank genome assembly